This is a messenger RNA of Penicillium lagena, 873 nucleotides long. RefSeq names its product putative mitochondrial inner membrane protease subunit Imp2. NCBI's taxonomy places the organism in Eukaryota, Fungi, Ascomycota, Eurotiomycetes, Eurotiales, Aspergillaceae. The coding region runs from base 1 to 873 and encodes 290 amino acids. The record is from RefSeq and is a predicted model, not a curated record. Gene Ontology annotation, biological process: mitochondrial respiratory chain complex assembly. The transcript is spliced from 2 exons. Gene Ontology annotation, cellular component: mitochondrial inner membrane peptidase complex. Gene Ontology annotation, molecular function: serine-type endopeptidase activity.
AUGAGCAAACCACCACCAAACACAUCAACAGGCCACAAAAUCCUCCGCCCAGACAUCGCCAAAGCACUCUCCCGAAAUCAAAAACCGAGCACCGCCAGCACCAUCCCCGAACAACCCCCAACAACAUCCCCCUACCAUGCCUCCGAUCCCGUAGGGCCCACUCUAUCUCGCCGAACAUGGCUCUCAAGAUUCACUUCCCAAUUCACCGCAAACCUCCGCACCCGUUACGCAGCCCUCCCACAUCCCAUCCGCCGAUCGAUGCGCGUAGCCCGGGUGCUCGCGCCACUCCUCCCCAUCUCGCUCUGGUUCUCUGAACAUGUCUGCCAGGUUAUGUGGGUGCGUGGGCCGUCGAUGACGCCGUAUCUAAAUGAGAAUUAUGAGGAGAUGAAUACAGCGAGCGAUAUGGUGCUUGUGAAUAUGUGGCCGUGGGAGAAGAUUUGGCCUGGGCAGACUUCGAGGAGGCUUGAGCGGGGGAUGGUUGUUACAUUUCGAUCCCCCGCAAACCAGAACCACAUCGCCAUCAAACGCAUAAUCGGCCUCCCCGGCGACAGGAUCACAACACGCGAACCAUGUCCAAAACUCUCCCAGAUCGUCCCCUUCAACCACGUUUGGCUAGAAGGCGACGCCGCUGAUCCGCGCAAGUCAUUGGAUAGUAAUACCUACGGCCCUGUGAGCGUCAGUCUAAUCACUGGUCGCGUGAUGGCCGUCCUGGGGCCUUCGAAUAGGCGGCGGUGGUUGGAUUGGGAGGGGUGGGAGGAUGGAAGGGUCGAUGGUGCGGAGCCGGAUGAUGUUUUUGGGAAGAAUUAUCGGUGGGAGGUUAGGGGGAGGGUUGGAAAGGAGGCUGUGAAGAUUGAGAGGCCGCCACUGGGAUGA